Lytechinus variegatus (green sea urchin) is the source of this 945-nucleotide messenger RNA. RefSeq lists its product as uncharacterized. The transcript has a single exon. The record is from RefSeq and is a predicted model, not a curated record. Bases 254 to 847 code for a protein of 197 amino acids. NCBI's taxonomy places the organism in Eukaryota, Metazoa, Echinodermata, Echinoidea, Temnopleuroida, Toxopneustidae.
UGGAAACCAGUAAAAAAAAUUACUGGUCUUACUGGUUUUUCCUUCUGGGUAACAUUUUGGCAUUUAACCGAUACAUAAAAAGGGAAGUUUGAAGAAAAUGGACAUCAUCAACAGUAAGACAUUGCAGCUUAUAAAGAGAGGGCGUGUAUGAUCAUAUUGUUAUUUAGGGAGAGAUGACACUCCUGAUGAUUGGUUCGCCAGUCUCCACAAAGAGGAUGACCAAGUUCCGUCAAAUGAGCACCAGGGGGGAGAUAUGAUGGGUCCUAGUACCUCUGGCUUCCAAGAUCCUCAGAUACUUGCGAUAGAGUCCCUGGGAUUACAGAGGUCUCUUGACAAUUCUUUCUCACAGAGGGGACAAAGGAUUGAGGCAUCUGCUGGUGAUGAAGAGCUUUCGCAAAAACUUAACCAGUUUGUUGAUACGCUCAACAUCAAACUCAAAGAAGAUGGUGACUCCUUCAGAGGCCCUCUUACAAAGUUCGCUCAGCAAAUAGAUAAACUACAGACUGAUAGCGCUCUGAUAUCGGCGCUUGUUACCUUUGGUAAAUAUAGUGGAUAUGCUGGGGCAAAGCUUGUUAAGAGACCUGGCCUUCAAACUUCAACGAAGAUUGGAGUGCAGCCCACUGCUGUAAGUAGGCGAAAAGCUGCUCUGGGUGGGAGGAGGGCAUUGAUCACAGGUCGCCCGUUGAAAAUUUCCAGAAAAGAGCAUGGGUAUGCCAAGAUCAAGAAGCAUAGCUACACAGUCAAGAGGGGUGUUCUUCCUUCAAAUGAUCGGCCUGCCACACAUUCACUUUCGCAUUGUGUUGCUUCAAAUGUUGCACUGGGUAAGAGGCAUUCAGCUGGGCAUUAAAGGGGAAGUACACCCUGACAAACAGUUUAUGGUAAAAAUAGCAGAAAAAAUAAUAAAAAAAUAUUGCCAAAGGUUUGAGAAAAAUUCAUCAAAUAAUU